UUUUUACUAAAGAUACAGAUCUGUGGUAGUGCACAGUCUAUGUACUUUCUAAGACCUUCGUGACAUGACAUCAUUUGUACUAAAACCUCUGACUCAUGAAUAGCUCAGCAGAGUUAGAUAACGUUUGUUAUAGCUGUUCUUCUUACAAACUAAAUAGCUAAUUAGUACUAGCUAAUUAUGUGUGGCUCUUUCAAAACAAGUUUUUAAGAAGACGUGAUACCCUGACUACAAUUUAGAAAUGUCUCCUGUGCAGCCUACAUAAGGAUGAUGAAGAAUCACGAAGAAGAUGAAUUUGUUGCUGUGCGGGUCCAAGACCCUCGGGUUCAGAAUGAAGGCUCUUGGAACUCGUACGUGGACUUCAAGAUAUUCCUUCACACCAACAGCAAGUCCUUCACUGCCAAGACGUCCUGUGUGCGCCGGCGCUACAGUGAGUUUGUCUGGCUCAAGAAGAGGAUGCAGAAAAACACUGGCUUGGUACCUGUCCCAGACCUGCCCAGCAAGUCCUUCUUCUCCUUCAGUGGUGAGGACUUCCUGGAGAAGAGGAGGAAAGGCCUGCAGUGCUUCCUGGACAAAGUGUGCAGCAUGACAGUGUGUCUGUCAGACAGCCAGCUCCAUCUCUUCCUGCAAACCCAACUGCCGGUUGGUCACAUCCUAGACUGUGUGCAGGGCCACACCCCCUACACUGUGACAGAGGCCAUCCUCACCUAUGCCUCGUCCAAUCAGGGCUGGGUUCAGGAAGAGGACUUGACCCAGGAGCCUAGUCUCACUCCAGUUCCUUAUGAGUCCAUGGAGAGCCCUGCCCCUCAUCUACCUACCCUGCAAUGUCAAGAGCCCCUCAGCCCUGUGAACCUCGCCUCCAGUGAGCCAGAGGGCCUACGGACUGAGAAGUUCCUAGCUGAUUAUGCCGAUGACAUAGACACUGAUGACACCCUUUCCCCAGAGGUCACCCAGGAGGCCCGCAAUGUAGUCCAGGCAGAGCCCAUCCUGGAUAUACACAGCCCAGUGGAGACUAUCUUUAAGUGGGGCAGCCAUGAAGAAUCUACUCCAGAGAGGCUCGACCAUGAGGCGAUGAUCCACCACCAAGGUGAUUGUCAACUGCAGACACCUGUGGAAGUGCACUGUGAAAAGGACAAAGGCUUGGAGGAGUGUGUAGUGGAGGUGACGACUGAGAGGGUCAUUAGGGAGGAGAGCCAUGCUGACAUAACUACAGAGACAAUCCCUCCCAAACAGAGUAACCUAGACCCAGAUAGCCACGAGGAACUGAUCCACCAAGGGGAACAGACACCUGAGGAAGAGGCCACAGUUCUAGAGGACCUUAGCCUUGCGGAGGAAGCUCAAGAAAGCAUCAGUCAUGAGAAGACAACCUCGGAAGGGGACAGCAACAAAGACACAGUAACAGCCAUUGAGCUGGACAGCCAAGGGCACAUGGAUGAGAUUAACUCCGACAUAGAGAUCAGCCUAGAGGAAGAGUGUCAUGAGAUCACAUCAGAAGAGGUGGAAUGUGUUGAUGACUCAACCCAAAGGGUAGAAAGUGGAGAUGAGACAACCCAGAAGAAGAAGAAGGCUCCCUUGGACAUUCAACAAGUAGAUGAUCAGCUGGACACAACCCAAGAGGUUGAGAUUGAUGAGGAAAUUAAUGGAAAGGAUGGGGAGAGUCUUGGGGAUGGGGCAACAACAUUUGAUGGGAGUAGCCAUAAGGAGAGCGACAACAAGGAUUCUGCCAAUAACGACAAUGCAAUACAAGAGACGAAUGGCUACAUGGAGACAGCUCCCGAGAAGGAAAAGGACUUCAACUCAGACACUGUAAUUCUCGAAACUAACCGAGGUCCCUCACAUGAUGAAAUCACAUCUGAUGCUCAGGGGACCAAUGAUGUCAAAGUCAGAGAGGACAGGGAUAUUUUGAACAUGGUCAACAGUUGCUCAGCAAAAACCCUAGAGAAUGAAUCUUCAGAGCUAGUGGGUGAUGGAGUUGAGCUAAAGGACAUGAGAAUCCAAGAGAGCAGUCAUCUGGAGUCUGAGGGCCACUGUACAGAGCAGAACAUCUCAUUAGCCCAGGAGGGUAAUACUGAGGCCUCAGAAGUGAGCCAGGAAUGGGAGGCCCAUGGGUUCACUGUUGCUACAAACCAGACUGUGAGCCCAGAGAUGGAGCCCUAGAUAUUAGGCUGCUGCAUGCACUCUGAACCUGAACAAUGGAUAGUGGGAUGUCUUCUGCCAAAGACAGAACCAGUCUCUCACUCACCCUGCACGCCUAUUCUCACACUCCAGCUGAGCUCUGCUUCGCUUGCGUUGAUGAACCUCCUCUGUUGGGCAGCAGAGCGUGCUCAACGUCACAGUAAUACUUGGUCUAUGGGUGAGAACUUCUCCAAGCUGACAAGUCCAGUGUAUCACGCUUCAUAUUUGGUCAUUGACUUUCCUCAAGUCUGGCACUUUCAUGUGUUCCUCUGUAUACCCUGUGAACUUGUGCCUAUAAGGGAAUUAGUCCAUUUAACUUAACCGGCUGUGGUGCCCCAGUGGCAUUAAUGUGACAAUUAUUUUGUCAGUUAAUUCACAUGCCGUAACACUGUAUGCUUGACUAUGAGGGGCAAACAUGUCCCAACCUGCCCCAAGUCCCACUGAUGCAUGUGCCCAUCUGAACACCUGCCUUGAUGAAGCAAAACGCCCUUCAACUGAUCAGCAGCAAAACCGAGGCCCUGCUUGUUGGCACCCACUGUCAGGUCCAGCACUCACCAAUAACACACCUCACCAUAGCAGGACAGAACACGCCUCUCUCCCCCUCAGUUUCCAGUCUGGGUGUAAAAGCUUGAUUCCUCCCUGACCUUUGACAGCCACGUCAAACAACCGCGUAAAGCGCCAUUCCAUCUCCUCACGGCUGAACUACCUCGACACACUCUUCAUCGGGAACCCAGGCAGGAGUCUCCAGAAGCUCUAGUACAUCCUGAACAGAGCUGCCAGGAUCCUGAUGAGAGUGCGGAAACGCCAUCACAUCAACCCCAUCGCAGCAUCUCUCUGCACUGGCUCCCCAUCUCAUUACGGAUUGAAUUCAAAACCCUCCUGCGGACAUUCCCGUGUGUUCAAUGCCCCUCCUUUAUCUAAAAAUAACUACUCUCCCUCCGUAACCCCACCUGCACCCUUAGGACAAGCGACUCCACGCCCCCAGGACCAAGCUCAGCUUCUUGGGAGAUCAGCCUUUCAGCUCGACCGCCCCCAGCCUCUGGAAUGCCCUCCCGGACCACCUGAAGGCAUCACAGACUCUGGGCUUCUUUAAAAUGGGCCUACAGACCUUUCUCUUUAGGAAGGCUUUUAAAUCCAAUUUGAUUUGUCACAUGCUUCGUUAACAACAAGUGUAGACUAACAGUGAAAUUCUUACUUACGGGUCCUUUUCCAACAAUGCAAAGUUAGAUAAGGAAAGCUGGGCUUGUCCUUGUCCCUUGUAGCGUCAACUGUGUUCUUUGUGUCAGUUGCCUGGUCUAGUUGUCCCAAAACGUUAUUUGGUUUUAAAUGUAUUUAAUGUACUUUGAGAUUAUUCUGUAUAAUGAAAAGUGCUUUACAAAUGUAAUUUAUUAUUAUGUGAUCCAUAACUGUCGCAGGGAAGUCGUGAUUACGAAUUUGGAGUCUGUGAAAAGUU
This is a messenger RNA of Oncorhynchus gorbuscha (pink salmon), 3625 nucleotides long. RefSeq lists its product as uncharacterized. The transcript has 9 exons. Gene Ontology annotation, biological process: intracellular protein transport. The record is from RefSeq and is a predicted model, not a curated record. Gene Ontology annotation, molecular function: phosphatidylinositol binding. The coding region runs from base 265 to 2154 and encodes 629 amino acids. NCBI's taxonomy places the organism in Eukaryota, Metazoa, Chordata, Actinopteri, Salmoniformes, Salmonidae.